This is a messenger RNA of Cylicostephanus goldi, 311 nucleotides long. The record is from the annotation of a GenBank genome assembly. NCBI's taxonomy places the organism in Eukaryota, Metazoa, Nematoda, Chromadorea, Rhabditida, Strongylidae.
AUGAAUUAUAGAAUGCGGGUGGAUAAGCAGCUAGCGCAACCGCAACAACGUUAUCAAGUGAAUAUCGUUCCACGACAGGGUCCCGACUAUGAUGAAGAUACGUUUGAUAGCCUUGACAAGGCACUGUAUGAAGAUAUCCACGCACUGCUCUUACGCCUCUCUGAAGGGGAAUUUGACAUCUGGGAGGCUUUGGAGGAGGUUUGUUUUCAAAUUUCGUUUUAUUUUUGGUUUCUGUGUUCAGUAUCGGUUCUGUAUUUUGCGGCUUUUGAUUGGGUUCAUAUUGUGGAUUUAGUGCAGAAGAUCCCGUGAAA